Molecule: messenger RNA, 834 nt
Organism: Cyphellophora attinorum
Lineage: Eukaryota; Fungi; Ascomycota; Eurotiomycetes; Chaetothyriales; Cyphellophoraceae
Product: Metaxin-1
Exons: 1
Coding region: 1-834 (277 amino acids)
Biological process (GO): mitochondrion organization
Cellular component (GO): SAM complex
Source: RefSeq, a predicted model, not a curated record
AUGGGCGAGCAGAAGUCUACAUGGUUUCAGCUGCCUGAAGUCAUUCGCGAUUUGUUCUCGCGAUUUCCUCUCCGAACCUACAGUGCCCAUCCACUGCCCGCAGCAGCGACGACCGAGACCGGAACGCUGCUGUACCUGUGGCAAGGUCGACGUUCGGCAUCAGAUCCGUCGUGCAAUCCGGCAUGUCUGAAAUACCAGGCUCUGCUGCGCUUUCAUGACAUACGGCACGCAGUCCGAGCGUCCAACAACCACUCCUCUCCCUCCGGCUCUCUUCCAUUCCUCGUCCCGGCAGCAUCAUCACGCCCGAGCUCGCCCAUCACCGCCAGCAAGAUACCGAAAUGGAUCACGAGCCAAUCCAAACGCGAAGAAAUCGUACACCCGCGAGAAGAGGCAUACACGGCCCUGGUAGAUCAUGACAUCCGCCUUGCAUGGCUGUACUUUCUGUACCUCGACCAGGACAAUUUUGACCAAGUCGCUUUUCCCUUGUACUGCGCAUCCGCAUCAUCAAACGUCCUCGUACAGAAAAGUCUCGCUUGGCAGCUGAAGUCAGCAGCUCGCGAUGAGCUUCUCAAGAGUGCUGUCUUGAUCGACUCCGAUGAGCUGUAUGACCGAGCAGCCACCGCCUUCCAAGCGCUUUCGACUUUGCUGGGCAAUGAUGAUCACUUCUUUGGUGAGGCUUCGCCUGGGCUGUUCGAUGCAAGCGUCUUCGCAUACACACACCUGCUUCUUGACGACAACAUGAAUUGGGCGAGCACAGUGCUAGCUGAUUCUCUACGCCAACACGGCAAUCUUGUCGGACAUCGCGAUCGGCUCCUGGCGAAGUACUUUCCCUGA